This is a messenger RNA of Nanorana parkeri, 3726 nucleotides long. Its product is annotated as dynein heavy chain domain-containing protein 1-like. Gene Ontology annotation, biological process: microtubule-based movement. The record is from RefSeq and is a predicted model, not a curated record. Gene Ontology annotation, molecular function: dynein intermediate chain binding; dynein light intermediate chain binding; minus-end-directed microtubule motor activity. The transcript has 13 exons. Lineage: Eukaryota; Metazoa; Chordata; Amphibia; Anura; Dicroglossidae. Gene Ontology annotation, cellular component: dynein complex. The coding region runs from base 1 to 3726 and encodes 1241 amino acids.
AUGGAGAUCUGCUCUGGAGGUAAGUCAUGCUCCUGGACCUGUGGGGGGGACAUUAGAACUUUGAAUAGCCGCCUUCAGUCAGUCCCGGCCGAGUCCCUCCUGGUUGCCGCCUCUAUUUCCUACCUUGGCGGUCUCCCGUGGCCUCGCUGCGUGGCGUUGUUGGAGAAGUGGCAGCGGCUUUGCGAUGGGUUGGAGGUUCCUCUGGAUCCGGAUGAUGUGAGGGACUCUCUGGACGGCUCCGGGGACAAUGGAACGUCUCUCCUCCUGGAGGUGCUCGGCGCCCCCGCGGAGAGGAUCGGAUGGUAUAGGAGGAGAUUGCCGGUCAGUAUAGAGACACAGAGUCGUGCCGCACUGCUUCGGGCCAGCGGCCGCUAUUCGGAUACCCCGGUGCUGGUCACUGACCCGGAUAACAUGGCAGAGAGGUGUCUGUCGGCUGUACUGGGGGCAGAGGAGUCAGAGACAUCUGAAGCCCCGGCAGGCCGGACACUGCAUGUCAUUGACGCUUCUGAUCCGGAACUGACCCAGAAACUGUCCGAUGGAGCGAGAAAACGGAUGCCGCUUCUCAUUGCCAACGUGGAGAAGAACUUGUCCUGUGUGGAUCUCAUACAACAAUUAUUCCAUCAGGCCAGAAAUCCUCUGAUUUCCAGAGAAGCAUCGCACAAUGCUCCGCCCUACCACCGCCCUGGAGGAACCACCCCCACCCCAGAGGAUGAGGCUCCUCUGUCCUUCCAGGUCUUCCUCAGCACUUCCCUUCCUCUGCGGGAGUUUGUGGAGGAAGCCGGCCCGGCCUUCAUAAAAGAGGUGACGGUGAUGGAUCUGAGCCUCGGUUCUGAUGGGCUGCAGGAAGAGCUGAUCCACCAGAUUCUGCUGCUUAAAGAUCCACGACUGCAGGACGAGAGGAGGAAGCUGUACACCAACCGAUUACAACUGACUGAGCGCCUGCAACGAGCCAAGGACACUUUUCUGGAUUACGUCACCUCUGACACGGUGCCGCUUCUUCAGAGAAUGGACUUUAUGCACCAAGUGACCACAUGUGAGGAGCUCCAGAGCUCACUAGGGGGGUCCCUGAGUGAUGUGGAGGCGCUGCAGCAGCGGGUGACCGAAAAUAUGGCCCAAUAUGUGUCUGCGGCAGAGCAAUGCUGCCUUCUGUACUCCCGCCUGCAGGAGAUGUCACGGCUGUCUCCACAGUAUCACUUUUCCGCCAGGUCCAUCUUGUUCUGGGCUGUCCGGGCCCUGCAUAUUAAGGAGGAGGACGGAAGUACCAUAGAGGAAGUACUGACCUCCGGGAUCCUCUCUCGUGUGCUCCCCGCUCUUACAGAAGAGCACAGAAAGAUAUUGCGGGUGUUGCUGGCGGUAGGACGGCCGUCUGAUUUAGAAUGGUUCUCUUUCUUGGGACUUGCAAGUAAGUCGGCUCCGGAGGCCUCAUCGUCCUGCAUCCAGAGACCGCAGUGGCUGAGUCCCAUGGCUUGGGAGGAACUCCAAAAACUGGAGAGGAUGUCGUGUUUCCAAGGUAUCCGGUCCUCGUUGGGCGCACAGGCCCGCCAGUGGCAGGAAUACUUCAGACUGGGCUCCACAGUGAUCGGGCCGAUUCCCUGCUCCAACUUCUCCCACCUCACGCUUUUCCAGACGGCCAUCUUAUGGCGAAUCGUGAAGCCGGAGAGCCUGGGCCAGGUGCUGACCCACCUCACCUCAUGUAUUCUGGGACCAGAAGCUGAAGACCAGGAGGAAGAUAUCAUCGCUGUAUCCAAUGAACGUUCUCCAGUACUGUUCCCAAUUCCAGGACAUGCCGCUCUGCUGUACCAUCCCCAAGACUUCAUCCUGUACAGGGCUCGGAGGAAGGGGAAGGAGGUAAAAGUGAUGACGUGGAGCUCGUCUCUUCCAGACAAGGAGAUCACCGACUCAUUGGUCAGAAGCCAGCAGGAAGGUCACUGGGUCCUGCUGCAUUGGCACCCCAAGCUGGCCCAUGUGUUGAAUGCUGUCAGAGAAGAUCCGGCGCAGACAAAUCCCGAAUUUCGGAUGUGUAUCAUCUUAGAGGAGGAGGCGCUUGGUGCAGUGUUAGCGCACUUCAGACGUUCCUGGCAGGCCGCACCUUGCGUGUUCCGGCCCACACUCCGUCACCUCCUUCCGCAGAGCUGUAUGGCAAACAUGGAGGAAUUGGGGGAACGACUGAAUGAUUCCCGGAUCCUGAGGUUACUGACCCUCCACAGCAUUCUCCUCCUCAGACAGGAAUACAGCGACUAUGUACAAAGUGAUGUCUAUAACUGGGGUUACGAGGAGCUGAGACUGGCGCUGCGUUGCGUGGAAGGCAUGAGGAAGGACUCUAUGGACUGGGCGGACACCAUGUCUUAUCUUACAGGUGACAUUAUAUACGGAGGACACGUGGUAGAUGAAGGGGAUGCACACAGCGUCAUGGUGGUUGCUCAGCAAUGUCUACAGGACCAUCCAAAUCACCGGCUCAGCCGCGGACUCUCCAGCUUCUUGUCCACAGUGGUGGCCGGCAGGGUGUCAGGUCCUGGUGUUUACAGCAUCCAGAGGUUCUUGCAGAACUUGUGCCGUCAGCAGGACACAACUGCUCUAGGACUGAGUGAGGGGUUGCACAGCAUAGCCAUGGAGGUCUACGGACGCAAAGUGCUACCCAACCUGCUGAUUACUCAAGAUGUCUGGACCAGCAAAAUGAAUACACGAGACAGCCAGACUGAUGGACGGCAGACACAAGACCCGGCUGGAUCUGAGAUUGCAUUCAGAAGUAGUUCUUCAGCUUCUUCGUGCAGUCCACAGUUAGAAAUGAUUUGGGAGAAUCCUUUAAGCCAAUGUCUGUCACAGCUGAUGGAUCUGAAAGGUAUUCAGGAGGCUCGGCAGGGGGAGAUAGACCGUCUGGAGGACCAACACAGCUUAGAAGAAGCCGAAUGUGGUAAUAUUCAUCACAGAGAGAACAAGCUGGAAGAAGAGAACCCAACCGCUGGGCCAAAGGUGGAGACGCACGCCAGGAGGCCAUCGCCCUUACUCAGCUUUUUGCGGGAAGAGUGGAAUCUGCUGAGUGGACUCGUCCAUCAGGUCAUCCGAGAGUUAAAGGACGCAGACUCGCCUUGCUGCUGUUUGCGAUGUCAGAAGAUCAGGGCAGUGAUCUCUGAGGGCCGAGUACCAACAUGGUGGAACGUCUACUCCUCUACCCCUCCCACAGUCACUCCUCUGGUUUGGGUCUCCGGCCUAAGAACCCGUAUGAAGCUUCUGUCCAGCUAUGUCUGUGAACCAUCACCGCUUCGUGGGACCUACAACCUGAGCGCCUUCCGCCAUCCAGCUCAGAUUCUGCAACGCGUCCUGAUGGAACAAGCUCUGAGAGAUCAUCAAGAACUAGACACAUACUCUCUACAAAUUCAGGUGUCACACAGAAGAGCGCCUCCAGUGGACGGUGUACGCAUUGCACUGUGCGGGAUCUAUCUGAAGCAUGCCCUAUGGGACACCAGGCUGUGUACAUUGCAGGAGACCCUGUCCCCAAAGCUGUGCGCUCUGCCGGACCUACACCUCACGGCCGUGCAGGGGAACGACAGAGCCGCGUGCCCGGAAAAUAUAUCGCGCUGUUAUUUGUGCCCUGUGUACUCACAUCAGGCCCCCGAGGGCCACGGUCAGCAUCAACAGCAGCCAUUACUCUUUAUACCUCUCCCUAGCAAUAUGGUUCCAGCCGUGUGGAGCCUGCGCAGGGUCCACGGCCUCAGCCUGCUGCUGUGA